Penaeus monodon (black tiger shrimp) is the source of this 4311-nucleotide messenger RNA. Its product is annotated as formin-2-like. Lineage: Eukaryota; Metazoa; Arthropoda; Malacostraca; Decapoda; Penaeidae. Gene Ontology annotation, molecular function: actin filament binding; microtubule binding. Gene Ontology annotation, biological process: cortical actin cytoskeleton organization; actin nucleation; actin filament network formation. Gene Ontology annotation, cellular component: actin filament; cytoplasm; cytoskeleton. The record is from RefSeq and is a predicted model, not a curated record.
GGGAUAUUUUGAAAUCUUCAUGCAAGAAAAAUACACGAGGAAGAAAAGGCGUUUUUUUCACCCCAUAGACAUGAAAUAUUGAACAGUGCGGUAGAGACCAUAGAGGUUACAGUGAGGGUGAGGAUGUGUAUCAGAGAGGUCGGUCACACUCCACACAGUCAUCAUGAAGGUGAUAAGCUACGGUUCUCAUGACGAGGACUGUGAACUUCUCAGCUACAGUGAGAGGGAAUGCCAUGGCAAUGGCACAGAGCAGCGUGGGCGGCGGAGCGGCAGCAGCGGGGACGUGGGCGUGGUCGACAGCAACGUCCUGCGCAAGGUGGCCAGCCUGACCCUUGACCGCGCGACCAUCGAGAAGAGGGUAGUCAAGCCCAAGUUUGUGCCCGAAAAGCUCGACUUCAAGAUCUACGAGAAGUUUGAAGGCCAAAUGCUGAUCAAUUGGUUUGUAAGUGCCUUCAGCGAGGGUCACUACCUCCGGCAUGUGAUCACUCCGCAGGACCUGAAGAUCCUUGCCACACAGUUCUGCACGCAUCUCCUAGCUGCGGGAGUGAUCCGGCAGAUUGAGGAUUCUGGGGCUCCUCUUGAGCUUCUGUUUAGGCCUGACCUCAUGUAUUACUGGUCCCACACGGAGGCAUCACCCGCACAGAUCUUGACCCCAGGCAAGCUCUCCCCUUCAGCCUGGCCACCACCUAACUUUGCUGAACUCAUUUCCUCAUCCCGUCCAGGGGCAAAGUACACCGAGGCAGGCCCACUCCCUGAUGUAUCCCCCCAUAGUGAUACUAACGGGAUAGUUAUCGAAGCGGAAGUUGACGAUAAUAAGAACGGGGAGGGAGAAGAAUUCCAGCAAGUGGUGAUGGGACUCAAAAGAGAACACAAGGAGUCUCUCGACCGCGUGGAGAGGGACCAGGAGGUGAAUCUGUUCAACCUGCGAGGGGAGCAGGCGGAGAAGCUGUGCCAGUACGAGCAGAAAAUCCGGGAGCUUGAGGUUGAGCUGGAGAAGCUUAAGACUGUCUCGGCAAUUCAGGAACUCACAGCCAAGACGUGUGCGGACUUUGACUCGCCCUCGAUACCCUUAUCCCCUAAGAAGGCACCAGCAUCCCCUGGUAGUGGCCCACCAUUCCCAGGUAUGGGCCCGCCUCCCCCUCCUGUUCCCCCUGGCAUGAGAGGGCCUCCUCCACCUCCCUUCGGUGGGCCGGCCCCUUUCCCCGCCCCCCCGCCUGGUGGCUGGAAUGCAGCACGCCCGGCUGCUGUGCCAGUUCUUCGGAAGGCUCCAGUCAACCCAAAGAUGGCCAUGAAGCCUCUUUACUGGACGAGAAUUCAGCUGAAGACGCCCAAACCCCCCAAGCCGAGAAAAGCUGACAUUCCACUUUGGGACGAAAUUGAGGAAGAGGAGUUUGACGAGCUGGAGUUCGUUGACCUUUUUGCUCGACAGGUUACACAGCCCAAGAAGAAGGAGAAGAAGGAGGCCAAGCCAGCGAAGGCCAAGGUAAACAAAGUCCUGGACAGCAAACGUUCACAGAAUGUGGGAAUCUUCAUUACAAGUCAACAUCUAGAUAUCGCAGAUGUGGAGAAUGCUGUUUACAACUUUGACACCUCCGUCCUAGACCUUGAAGUUCUUCAGCAAAUAUAUGAAGUUAGAGGAAGUGAAGGAGAGAUCAACAUGAUUAAAGCAGCUAAUGAAGCCAUGCCAGAUAUCCCCCUUGAUAAACCUGAACAGUUCCUCCUCGACUUGUCAAAAAUAAAUGAAUUUGCUGAGCGAACAGCAUGUUUCACCUUCCAAGCAACUUUCAACGAAGAGCUGGGCGUCAUACAUGGAAGAAUACACAUGUUGCAGUCUACUAUAGAUGUACUCAUGACGAGUGAGAGCAUCAAGAGAAUAUUUGGGAUGAUCCUGGCCCUUGGUAAUUACAUGAACGGCGGCAACAGGACUAGGGGCCAGGCAGAUGGAUUUGGUCUCGAGAUCCUUCCGAAGAUCAAGGACGUCAAGAGCAAGGACUCGGGCUUCACACUCUUGCACUUUGUUGUUACUAAGUAUAUUGAGAAAUAUGAAGGGGAGGACGCAGGCACUGACAAAGUCCAGCUGCCAAUCCCAGACCCUUAUGUUGUAGAGCGCGUGUCCAACCUUAAAUUCGAAGACUUGGAAUCCGACUUGAAAGAUAUUGAAAAGAAUCUAAAAGUGUGUGAAAAUCGAGCUGAGAAGGUGAUAGCAAAGUCAGAUGAGGAGCAUUUGCAGCCAUUUAAGGACAGGAUGACGGAGUUCUUUGUGAAAGCUAAGAGUGAAGUGGAAUCAGAGAGUGAAAGUUUAAAGGACUGUAAAAGUCAAUUUGAAAUGGUGAUGAAGUAUUUCCAGUUCAGUGGAAAAGGACCUGAAGUCACACCCUAUGAUUUCUUCAGUGUUUGGUCGCCCUUCUGCAAUGACUUCAUGAACAUUUGGCAGAAAGAACAGCAGAAGAUUGUCAAGCAGAGAAUGAAGGCUGCAGAAGAGAAGGUAAAGAAAAUGACGGAAGAGAAGAAAGAUGUUGCCAAGAAAACCAAAGAGGUCGGAGGGUUGAAGAGCAAACUCAAGGACAAGUUGAAGACUUAGCAAUAAAUUUCUUCUUUUUUCAAUUUAUAAUUCUCACUCUCAGUAUCUGCCUCUCUCUUUCUUUAUAGAUACAAUUCACACUUUAUUUUAUAUGUAUAUUUUUGAAGCUUCCCAAGAUGAGGAAAUGGAAGGAAGGGGAGGAGGAGGAGAAGCAAAGUUGUUACAUGAAUUCUCUGCCUUCAGGAGUCGAGUGUUCGCCAGCACAAAGCUCUGAACGUCUCCGAGACUUCCUUGGUCACGAAGCUGUGAUUAGAAUAGAUGUUGUGAUAAUUACUAUACUUGUAUGAAUUGUACUUGACGGAGAUAUUUGAUGGAAGGUUGCAAUGAAUGCCAAGGUUUUUAUAGAAGCUGUGUAUGUGACCUUUCAGUUUAUUUUCUUCUUCCAUUUUGUUGUUUUAAUUUGCAUGCUUUUAUGCUUUUUUUGUAUACUCUAUUUUAUGAUAAUGUCUUCAGUGGAUCUUUUGAAAUUAUAAAGUGAUUUUUUUUUUUUUGUAUAUGAUUGAGAUGUGAUAAAUUUUUAAAAAUAUUUAAAAUUAAGGAUUUGUUGGAGCAUUCAAGAAAAUUGCAAAAAGUUGCCUAUGGUAUAUGACUUGACAUUGAGCCGUUGAAUGUGAUUUGUAAAUAGGAAGAUUAAAGAGGUUGUUUCAAGUCAAGAAAUUAUAUCACAGGUAAAAAUCCUUAUAUAUUCUCUUUUGAUUUAUAUAUACUUUCUUUAUUUUUUCCAUGUAAAUGCCUCUCUUUUGUAGACUGCAACAAACACAACUUUGGCUUUGCACAAGUGUAUUGCAGCAUUAUGCAGAGUCAUGCCGGUGGUCUUUCUAAAGAGUGUGUAUGAAAGGGGGAGGUAUUUAGCUCAGCUCGCAGGUCCACACAUCAUUGAGCUUGAUCAUUCCUCUUGAGGGUCACAAACAAUGCCAUAUAUACAUACAUACCAUUUUUUUUUUCUCAUUAGUGUUUGUUUUCUGACCUUAGGUGCCAUUUGGGAGGAUGUAAGGUUUUCCUGGGGAGCUUCAUCAUGUUGCAAAGGUCACGUGUACGUAAGGAAAUUUUCAAGAAGGAAAAAUUAUUGGAAUCACAUUCCUUUUUCGGUUUGUUUUUAGUUUCUGAAAAAUAGGGCAAACUUUUUUAAAAAGUUUCUAUACUUGUUGUUAUAUUAGUUGUGUUUGUUUUCCUGCAUUUUGGCCAAAAUUAUUCAUUGAUUUUUGUUAUUGUAUUUCUGUAUUAAAAAGAAAAAAUACCCUUAAAAUCAUCCUUCAAGAAAUAGCAAUCACUCGCAAAAGCAUGCAAGCAAAACACCCCCACUUAUGAUAUUGUAUUAUGUACAGCACAAACAAUGGUAGUUUUGUUUUGUGUGUGUGGUAAUAGAUCUUCCGGGGAACACUUAAUAUGAGGACAAAAUCUUCAGACAAUAACAACAAACCUGCUUGCAGUAAAGUGUAUAUAACCCUCUUCCUAGAUACUGCCGUUAAUAUAUGAAUAAUUUUAAGCCAAUGCUAAGUGUGUAUGCUCAUCUCAUUGUCCAUAUUCAACAUAUCCAGCUAGGGAAUUUUUGGCCUUACAAAAAAGUACCUGUAUCCCCUGCAUAAGUUGCAUAAUUUUUUUGGAUCAGCACUGUGGUAGUCAUGGUGCUUCCAAAGACAUUUUUCGCAUGGUGUCUGGUAGGCAAGUGGCCAGAUCUGCUUUAUAUAGCGUCUUUUUAAAAAUGAUUGUUAAUAAAAAAAUAAAUGAUU